GUCUUUGAUGCCUCACGUUGUUUGUGCUUUUUGCAGGGUGGGACUUUUUUUUUUUCUUUUUCCAGAGGGAUUUUUAGUGCAAGUGUGAUGUCUGUCUUCCCUUGAAAAAUUGUCUUGUGUGGAAACAAACUUCGGAAAGAGAAAGAAAGAAAGAAAGCCACUUUUUAUUCUUAUUUUUUCUCUCUCUCUCACUAAUAUAUCUGAUUUUCUCUCUCACUUCUUCUGUUCUAUGUAAUGGGUGUUAGAUGUGCUUAGUUUCAGAGUGUGCAACACAACACCAGCAACAUGUCUCAGAAAGAGAAGGGUCCGGGUAUCAGGCUAUUUGGAAGGAAGAUUCCGGUGCCGGAAUGUCAGAUUCCGGCAAACUCUGGACCCACGGAUACUUGCUGCAGCAUAAAGAAAACAGAACUCAAAAUACCUAGUGAAUGUGGAGAAAACUCUGAGCAACAAGAAAAUUCUUCUGAUUCAAGGGAUAGUAAACAAGAGUCCCAACAUAAAGUGCAGGAAAAUGAGCCAAUUGUAAAUCCCAAGCCUGUGGAAGAUAAUAUGGAGACUGGUAGCUCUGAUCAAGAUAAAGUCUUAAAGAAACCCGACAAGAUUCUUCAGUGCCCACGAUGCAACAGUAUGGACACCAAGUUUUGUUAUUUUAAUAACUACAAUGUCAAUCAACCUCGACACUUCUGCAAGAACUGCCAAAGGUAUUGGACUGCUGGUGGAACAAUGAGAAAUGUUCCCAUAGGUGCUGGGAGACGGAAGAAUAAGCACCUAGCCUCUCAAUACCAACACAUUAUCGUAACCUCUGAUGGAAUUCCAGCCUCCAGGCUAGAAACCACAGACUCGUCUGGUCUCCAACAGCAACAUAUUGCUAGUCUUGAAUCCUCAGUUUCUUUCAGGUCUUCAGCAGAUAAUGGCACCGUGUUGAAAUUUGGUACCGAUACCCCUCUUUGCAAAUCGAUGGAUUCAAUGCUUAAUCUUAGAGACCAGAGAAGAUGUGCUGAUGCAAGUUCUAUCAGCUGUGUAGAGUAUAGAGGGGAACCAUCCUUAUGUGGAUCUUCUGUGAUGACUAAUGGUGCUCAAGGAAAUGAAUUAUCAGAACAUAAUACAUCAAAUUGGUUGCAAUGUUACCCUGUUCCUCCAUGGGUAUUACCUUAUCCAGGUUGGAAUAAUGUGAAUUCCAUGGAAGCGGUUCAUCGAUCUUCAGCACCAAUGUGCAAUCCAUAUAAUAACACUGGUCCUACAGCAAUGCAAUGGUGUCCCACACCAAUGGUUGCAAUUCCUGGCAUGUGCCCACCAAGCAUUCCUUUGCAAUUUGUACCACCAUCAUACUGGAGUGGAACGCCACUUUGGAAUGCUGGAACUGGGGCAGUGUCAAUAGGAUCCAAUGCUUGCCUUUCGCCGACUUCCUCGACUAAUAACAGUUGCUGCUCAGGCAAUGGCUCACCAACACUUGGAAAGCACACUAGAGAUACAGUUUGCACUGAUGAAGAGAAAUCAGAAAAGUGUGUUUUGGUUCCAAAGACCAUUAGAAUUGAGGCCCCAAAUGAGGCCUCAAAAAGUCCUAUAAUAAGAGCUACAUUAGCUAUCAAGCUUGAUAAGCAGCAAUUUGUAUCAAAUGGUGAUAUUUUGAAAAAAAUUGAACCAAAAGAAGGCAAAGAUCGUGUGUUGGGUGCCUCUCAAAUCUUGGAAGCCAAUCCGGCAGCUAUUUCUCGUGCUCAUGCAUUUCAGGAGAGCUUAUAGUAAUUUUCUAGCUUCAAAUUUUCUAUUGCCAUUUUUGGUCAAAUAAACUAGUGCAUAUUGUUGGCUUUAGUUUCACUUUGCUGGUAGCAUUACUUUGUGAAAUCUAUAGUGUGAUUUUCAAUGGUGUACUAAAAUCUAUAUUGAACUAUGCUCUCUGAUAAUGAUGAUUUUUUGCCUUUGCCACAAUAAACAACAAAUUGAUAGUGAUUA
Glycine soja is the source of this 1947-nucleotide messenger RNA. Its product is annotated as cyclic dof factor 1-like. The transcript is spliced from 2 exons. The record is from RefSeq and is a predicted model, not a curated record. Bases 286 to 1737 code for a protein of 483 amino acids. Gene Ontology annotation, molecular function: DNA binding; DNA-binding transcription factor activity. Gene Ontology annotation, biological process: regulation of DNA-templated transcription. NCBI's taxonomy places the organism in Eukaryota, Viridiplantae, Streptophyta, Magnoliopsida, Fabales, Fabaceae.